This is a messenger RNA of Danio aesculapii, 2487 nucleotides long. It is a transcript of the gene myadma, whose product is annotated as myeloid associated differentiation marker a. The coding region runs from base 131 to 1015 and encodes 294 amino acids. The record is from RefSeq and is a predicted model, not a curated record. Lineage: Eukaryota; Metazoa; Chordata; Actinopteri; Cypriniformes; Danionidae. The transcript is spliced from 2 exons. Gene Ontology annotation, cellular component: membrane.
UCUGGGUAGCGUCACCGGACAGAACAGGGGGCUCGGUUCUGCUACGUGAUACAAACCUAAAAUACAAAGGGGGAAGUCUGUAUAAAAGUCACCAGAAGGACGCGACACACGUCUAAAAACAUCCAACAUCAUGCCUGUGGUGGUUUUUAGGCCUUCCCAAUUAAUGUGGGCACGUUUGGCAGCGCUGGUGUUCACCUGUGUGGCGUUUAGUGUGGCGUCCCACGGAGGAUCGCUCUAUGGAAGCAUUGGCGAUUGGAGCAUCUUCUGCUGGGCUUUCAGCUUCGCCGGCACUCUGGUCGUCCUGCUGGUGGAGCUCUUGGGUCUCCAAUCUCGCUCACCUGUAUCCUGGAAUAAUUUCCCUAUUACAUUCGCCUGCUAUGCUGCAUUACUUUGCCUGACCGCGUCCAUCAUCUUCCCGUUGUACUUCCUAAAAGGCGAAACGAUACGCGGUGAGGUCCGUGACCACCGUAUCGCCGCCUCUGUGUUCUCCUGUCUGGCCACAGUUGCGUAUUUUGUGGAAGUGAGUCUGGCACGAGCACGACCGGGCGAAGUUGCCGGGUACAUGGCGACAGUUCCGGGUCUACUGAAAGUUUGUGAAACCUUCGUAGCCAGCGUGAUAUUCGUGUUUAUCAGUGACCCAAUUUCUUACGACUCUCACUCCGCUUUGAAAUGGUGCCUGGCCGUCUACUGCAUCUGUUUCGUGAUUUCAGCAGCCAUCGUAGUGUUGUGCAUUGGCGAGUGCACUGGGUGUUUGCCUUUCCCGUUUGCGCGCUUUCUUUCUGCUUAUGCGCUAUUGGCUGUCCUCAUGUACCUCACCGCCACUAUCAUUUGGCCCGUCUUCAAGUUUGACAGCCGUUAUAAUGGAAGAUCAAGCAGACCACCGAACUGUGGAAGUGGCCAGGGUUUGUGUUGGUGGGAUAAAUUGGUGGCCGUGGCCGUUCUCACCGCUCUCAACUUCCUGAUCUACCUGGCGGAUCUAGCGUAUUCGGCUCGACUAGUCUUUGUCACUGUGUGAGCGAGCAAAACCAUCAUCUUUACCUUUACAAAAGCCAAAGACAGUGUGCAGUUUCAGGAGCAGGAGCAAAAUGUUGAGUGUAAACUGGUGCAUGCAAGUCACAGAUAUCAUAUUUAUUGGUUAAAUGGUUAAUAAUUCCAAUAUAAGUCCUAAUUACAAGUCAGAAGGCCAGGAUUUUCUAAACUACAGCGGGGGAGGGGGAUUUUAGUGUUGUACACAAUAACGGAAAACUUGUUGAGAUUAUUAAUUAAUUUUUUAAUAUAAGUAAGGGAUAAUGUGCAUCCAGAUGGUUGUUAUUGCUGAUUAAAUCUCGAUGGGAUUAUCAGCAGCAGUUCUUCUGCAUUUAACAACCGGCUGGAUGUACAUUAUUCUGAUUAUUACACUUGCCACAAAACUAAACAAUUAGACACAAAACAUUGAUCUAUCUGAAACAAUGCACUAGCUCUUUAAUAAUACGUAAAGCCUGCAAAAAGAAAAAUUGUUCCUAAACGGCUGCAGCCUACAAUAACAUUGUUAUUAUUAUUUAUCAGUCACAAGGUGGCGCCAAACAGUCAAGAACAGCAGAGUGACAGACAAAUCAAUGAACAAGUACCUAAAUAUAUUCAUUAAAUGGUUAAGAUGAGUGAUAGUACUUUUAUUAGUACAAUUAGUAGUUUUAUCAAUUAUAUUCGAAGAAUAACAAGCCUUUAAAUGUUACGACUGUCCAAUCACAAUGAAGUAUUCCACAGAGCAGUAUAUAAUGGUGAAUAACAUAUAUUGAAAGUUGCGACUGUCCAAUCAGAAUGAAGUAUUCCAGAGAGCAGUAUAUAAUGGUGAAUAACAUAUAUUGAAUGUUGCAACUGACCAAUCAGAUUGAAGUAUUCCACAGAGCAGUAUAUAAUUGUGAAAACAUAUAUUGAAUGUUGUGACUGACCAAUCAGAAUGAAGUAUUCCAAAGAGCAGUAUAUAAUGGUGAAUAACAUAUAUUGAAAGUUGCGACUGUCCAAUCAGAAUGAAGUAUUUCACAGAGCAGUAUAUAAUGGUGAAUGACAUAUAUUGAAUGUUGUGACUGACCAAUCAGAAUGAAGUAUUCCAGAGAGCAGUGUAAUAAUGGCGAAUGACAUAUAUUGAAUGUUGUGACUGAGCGAUCAGAAUCAGGUAGUCCAGAGAGCAGUGUAUUAAUGGUGAAUAACAUCUUGGAACAUUGUGAGUGACCAUUCAGAAUCAAGUAUUCCAGACAGCCAUGCCAAAACGGCGAAUAACAUACCUUGGAGUGUUGCGACUGCCCAAUCAGAAUCAAGUAUUCCAGACAGCAGUGUAUUACUGAUGAAUAACAUAUCAUGGAACAUUGCGACUGACCAAUCAGAAUCAAGUGUUCCAGAGAGCAGUGUAGUAAAUUGAAUAACAUACCUUUAAAUGUUGCGACUGACCAAUCAGAACCAAGUAUUCCAAAGAGUAGUGUAGUAAAUUGAAUAACAUACCUUCAAAUGUUG